CGCCCGGUAAACUCGCACGACAGGUCGCCGGCGACCGACGACUACCGCUCCGCCAUCAGUCUACGGGGCACACCGUUCGCAAUUGCGUCUCGUCUUACGCAGUUCGUUUUCAGUUAUUUUGUAGUUUCGUCGCGUUUUCGUGUCGCGUUUCACGUGUGCCGAACACGCUACCGCCGGGUCGCAUACGUAUCGCAGCCACGAACCGCAUAUCGUCCGUCCUACACCGGCCGCGUUUCGGAUUUUGGUAUACACGGGAUUUCUCUGUGCGCAUGUGACCCGUGAUGUGAGAGACGGUACCGACGAACGUCGUCCAAACGCGUUACAGGGCAUGUGAAAUAUUUAUAUACCACGGUGGGAGCACACGCGAAUAUAUACAAUCGCAGCAGUGAACACGACGCAUAUUAGUACCACCGGUCUCGCAAAGAGUAGUAGGUAGCCGAUCGUUGAACGGUAGUGGGCGAGGUCCGUCGGCCGCCGCCAUGAGCAUGAUGAUGAUGAUGAGACCGUCCGACUCAACGCCCAUCUGUCGGUGCCGGGUUCUGUACCUGGGAUCGGCUGUGCCGCACAUCACCAAGGAUGGGCUUCAGGGCAUACAAGAGCCGCUCAAAGAGCUGUACCCGGAACAGGGGGCCCUGGGGGCCCGCGGCAUCGACUCUUGGCUGAGCGUUUGGAGCAACGGCCUGUUGCUGGAGAACGUGGACGAGAACCACAAAAAGAUCACUCGGUUCUUCCCGAUCGAGUCACUGCACUACUGCGCUGCGGUCCGGUUCGUCCUGGUGCCCGAGAAGUCUAACGGGUCGUCGCAGCCGCGAUUCUUGCCGCUGGACUCACCGUUUGCCCGGUCCCCGAAUCCCAACCACCCACCACUGUUCGCAGCCAUACUGCGACGGACUUCCGGCAUCAAGGUACUCGAGUGCCACACGUUCAUAUGCAAGCGCGAGAUGGCCGCUAAUGCGCUAGUCCGGUGCUGUUUCCACGCUUACGCUGACUCGUCGUACGCUAAACAAUCGGAUGGCGGCGGCACGAACGGUAAUUCCAACGGCGCCGGUGGCCACAGCAUAUACGGCACGGUGAGGACCAACAGGUCGGUGGGCAACAAUACAAUCGAGAAGGUGGAGGGCUGGCGGCGCAUGACCAACGGCGGCGGGACGGCGGGCAGCACCCUGACACUUAACAGCGCCCACUCCAACGGUAUCACCAUGCUGGAGGCGUCCACGAAUUCCAUCGACGACCUGUCUGAGUGUAACGGUGACGAGAAUCACAAAGUGUGGGUGGGCAGCACCAAAGACAUAUCGGAAAAAGAAGACCUGUACGGCACCGGAAACACGAUGCGCAGCUCGCGAUCCAGCAGGCCCAGGCAACUGGUUGGGGGCGCCCCACCACCACCGCCACCACCGCCACCGAUCAGGGAUGACAGUAAUAAGUCAGCGACAAAGAAAGCAAAGGAGAGGCCACGCCGCAAGAGAACGCCGACUGGCGGAAGUCGCGAAGACCUGUACGCGCCAUCAAUGAACGGUUCGCUCAUGAGAUCUGUGCACGGUGGCCGGAGUUCGGUAUCGCUCAACGGCACCAUGGUGAGCCGGGGUCCGCCUAGAGGGUUCAUGCAGUAUCAGCAGCCUCCACCACCGCCACCACCGCCCAACCACAUAUACUCCAACGGUGGGGGUGGCACCAUGCUCAGACCCGUUAACGGCUAUCACCCACAUCCGCCACAUCACCCACAUCACCACCAUCCGGGAAUGAUGCAGCCGCCACCUCCGCCGCCCAUUAUGAUGGUGCCCACCACACUGCCGCACCCCAAGAAGAUGCACAAGAUGAAGCCAGGAAUGAUGCCAGUACCCAGACCUGGCAUGAUCCCAGCAAACUACGUGCCGGUGCCCAUGUACAUGCACACCGGUAAGAAGCCCAAGAAUGGAGUGUCCGUGCCUGUUCCAAUGGCCAUGGAAGAACCGAUAUACAUGCCUUCCGCCCGGCCGCUGAGUCCGGUCGCGUCCUAUCAACCCGAGCACUUCCCGCACGAGGCGUACCUGAUGCAGCAGUACGCCAACAGCGUCAAUCACAUGAACAACAACAACAUAAACAAUAACGGGCCGGCGCCCAAGACCAAGAAGGGAAAAAAGGACAAGAAAUCCAAGGACUCGGCAAACGGAAUGAUGCCACCGCUGAUGGUGCCACAAUUGAUGGUCAACGGCGGCGCUGGUGGAGGCGGAAUGAUGAUGAUGCAUCAGCAGCAACAGCUGCAGCAUCAACCGCCGCCACCACCCGCUGGACCACCGCAGUUGGCCGUAAACGGGCACAGGGUCAACGGCAACGGCAUGAUGUCGGCGGGACAUGACGAGAUGACUGACGACACGGAGGACUCGGUGUACAGCACCGGAAUAUACCGGCGGAAGGGACACCUCAACGAGCGGGCGUUCUCGUACUCGAUCCGGCAGGAGCACCGGUCCCGGUCGUACGGGUCGCUGGCCAACCUCAAGUUCGCCGCGCCGCCAAUCGUGCCGAACGGCGUGGACGGGGUACCGAACAAGGUGGACAUCAAGAAGGAACGGGAGAUCAUGCAGAUGAUGCAGGACCUGGAGCUGUCGGGCGACGAGCUGGACCGCGCCGACCAGGUGGUGCACCACCAGAAGCAGAGCAACAACGUGGCGCACCAUCAGAGGCCCGUCAAGACGAAGCGAUAACGACCACCACGAUAUUAUUGACGUCAAAGCGGACCGGUACUACGACCGCCUGCAGUUUUCUUUGACGAGAGAAUUUGCCGAGCGGACAUACAACACAUAUAUUACAACCACUACUCCUGCUGCAGCCGUGAACAGUUCUUUUUUUACGGAUUUAAUAUGUUAUUAAUUAUUUUUAGUUCAUUUUAGUGUAAGAUAUUGCCUAUAUUAUUUUAUUUAUAAAAAACGAUAAAAAGAAAAUACGUUUUAAAUAUUUACGUCAUAUUGUACAUAUACAUAUUAUCAUUAUAAUAUGUAUAUAUUAUAGCGAGUGAACGCACAGGCAUUUUGUUUUACGUAUAUUUUCGUCGUUACUAAACACUCGUUGGUUUGUUGUAGCCCAGUCGUGUCAUAAAAAACCAAAUAAACGCGCUAAUGUGUGCGUUAUUGUAUUGGCUUUUUUUUCACGGUUUCAUUUGUGAGAAGGUCUUCUAUUAUACCAAAUAUGAACUCGACCUGACACCAUAAUUUCAGUUUUAUGUUAAAUAUAUACUUAAUUAUUAUUAUUAUUAUUUUUUUAUACGAAAAAACGUAUGACACGGCACUGUAAUAAGUGUUAUGAAAUUUGUGUUGGAUAGGAAAAAAACGAAAAUUUGUAAUAGCUAGGUACGUUUAGUUCGUCCGACACGUGUUUUAUUAUUACAGGCUACAGCUAAUGCCCAUGCAUAAUUUUUCUUGCGCUAGUAUACAACUACGUUUUCUUUUGUAGAUAUUAUUAUUAUGACGCGUAUUAAAAAAUAAAUAUUUUAUUUAACUACGGUUUUGCUCAAUAAUCUUCUUAUUUUUUAUUAUUACUACUAUUUUUUUUUUUGUUCUUAACAAUGUGUUAAUAUGUCAAAUAUAUUUACCAGUUGAGAGAUAAUAAUUACUUAAUUCAAUAAUAAUUGUUUGUGGCUAAUAACACAAGAAUGACAUAAAAACUUAUUAUGUAAAGUAUGGACACGGAUAAUACUUAUUUUUAUUAGUUUGAAAAAUAAAAAAAAUGCCUCGCGUGGUAUCGACCAUAUCGAGAUUUUAUACUUUCAAACCGCGUGGUAGAAUGAUCAACUGAGAAAAGACUGAUCGUAAAAUUUACCACGAACGCGCGCACUUAAAACCGAAACCCGAGAAUAUCGUUAUUUGCCUAUAAUUUGUAAAACGAUAUUUUCGUGAGGGUCUGUAUACAGAAUAAAGUCUCCUCAGUUGAAAAAAAAAAUGAGCAUUUAAUAGCCGGCCGUACCUACUGUACAUAUUAAGUAUAAAUUAUUAUUAUUAUUAUUAUUGAAUCGACGACUGAUGUAACGAGUAGGGAUAUAGCGUGCCAUUUUUAUGCUUUUACAAAGAAUGGUAUUUUCUAUUAUAGAAUUUUAUUGAUUAAUAUUAUUAUUAUUAUUAUUAUUAUUAUUAUUAUUAUUAUCAUCGUGUAUGACUUAAUAUAGAAAUGCUGUUAUUAAAAAUAUGUUAAAUAAAAUAUACGAUUUUUCAUUGACGUCUAUUUA
Acyrthosiphon pisum (pea aphid) is the source of this 4195-nucleotide messenger RNA. RefSeq lists its product as uncharacterized. NCBI's taxonomy places the organism in Eukaryota, Metazoa, Arthropoda, Insecta, Hemiptera, Aphididae. Bases 480 to 2681 code for a protein of 733 amino acids. The transcript has 2 exons. The record is from RefSeq and is a predicted model, not a curated record.